AUGGGUAGAUAUUCAGUGAAGAGAUACAAGACAAAGAGAAGAACGAAGGAUCUCGAUUUGAUCUUCAACGAACUGUCUUCCAAGGAAUCGGUACAGAAACUGCUAAAUCAGCCACUAGAUGAAACAAAACCGGGUUUAGGUCAACAUUAUUGUAUACAUUGUGCCAAGUAUUGUGAAACGGCUAUUGCAUUGAAGACACAUUUGAAGACCAAAGUUCAUAAGAGAAGAGUUAAAGAAUUGAAGGGUGUUCCUUAUACACAAGAAGUAGCUGACGCUGCUGCAGGUUGCAAUUUGAAUAAAUUCUUAAAUAGAGUGGAACAAAUUAAAAAUGGUGGUGUGGAAACAGAGAAGGAGGAAAAUGAAACCUUGUUGAAGCAACAUUUGGACGAAUCCUUGGCUAAUGUGAAAUCCACUGAACCAACCUUACCUUGGGCUGAUAAUAAUAAUAAUGAUAAUGAUAAUACAACAGAAGUAUCAGAACCCGUCCAAGAUGGUGAAAUUGUCAUGAAUUAA
Molecule: messenger RNA, 513 nt
Organism: Naumovozyma castellii
Lineage: Eukaryota; Fungi; Ascomycota; Saccharomycetes; Saccharomycetales; Saccharomycetaceae
Gene: BUD20
Product: Bud20p
Exons: 1
Coding region: 1-513 (170 amino acids)
Source: RefSeq, a predicted model, not a curated record